Molecule: messenger RNA, 1539 nt
Organism: Adineta ricciae
Lineage: Eukaryota; Metazoa; Rotifera; Eurotatoria; Adinetida; Adinetidae
Source: the annotation of a GenBank genome assembly
AUGUUACUGAUAAAAUAUAUUUUAUCUACAAUGUCAGACAAUAAAAACCGACCAACUACUGCUUCGGAUGUUCAGGUUGAAGUAAACGAAGCUCUUGCUCACGGUCAAAAAGCUGCUGAAUUAAUAAAAGAUGGUGUGCAAGAGAGAGCGGCGGAGUUGAAACAUCAAGCAGAGCAGAAGGGUGCACAAUUAGCUAAUGAUGCAUCGAAGAAAGCCAAUGAAGUCAAAGACGCCGCACAGGAGAAAGUUGAUCAGGCUAAAGCAGCCGGAUCUCAAUUAGCAGAUGAUGCUGCCAAGAAAGCCGGAGAAGUUAAAGAUGCUGCACAGAAGACAGCUGAUCAAGCUAAGGCGGCCGGUGCUCAACUCGCCGACGAUGCAUCGAAGAAAACUGCUGAAUUGAAAAGCACAGCACAGGAAAAAUUAGAUCAAGCUAAAGCGACCGGUGUUCAACUGGCUGAUGACGCCAGUAAAAAAGCCGAAGAAGUCAAGGAUGCUGCAGCAAAGAAAGCGGAUGAAUUAAAACCAAAAGUUGCAGAAAAAGUUGAUCAGGCUAAAGCAGCCGGAUCUCAAUUAGCAGAUGAUGCUGCUAAGAAAGCCGGAGAAGUUAAAGAUGCUGCACAGAAGACAGCUGAUCAAGCUAAGGCGGCCGGUGCUCAGCUUGCCGAUGAUGCAUCGAAGAAAGCUGAUGAAGUCAAAGACGCUGCACAGAAGAAACUUGAUCAAGCCAAAGCAGCCGGAUCUCAAUUAGCAGAUGAUGCUGCUAAGAAAGCCGGAGAAGUUAAAGAUACUGCACAGAAGACAGCUGAUCAAGCUAAGGCGGCUGGUGCUCAACUCGCUGACGAUGCAUCGAAGAAAGCUGGCGAAUUGAAAGAUGCAGCACAGAAGAAAGUCGAUGAAAUUAAACCAGAAGUUGAUGAAAAAUUAGAACAAGCAAAGGAAGCCGCUGAAGGCGCAACAAAUACAAUUGUCGGAACUGCUCUUCACGCAAAAGAUGUUGCCGUUGAAAAAGUGCAAGAAAUCGGACACACCGUCGUCGAAACUGUGCAACACAUUCCAGCAGUUGCAGUGAAUGCAGCUAGCUCUGCAGCUAAUUAUGUUGGCGAAACCAUCAGUGCGGCUGGUCAUUGGGCCGCGGAAAAAGUAUCGGAAGUCGGUUCAGCUACCGUUCACUCAGCGCAAGAAGCUAUUCAGAGUCUCACUGGAUUAGCAGGCGAAGCGAAAGAAAAGGCUGCUGAAGCAGCCAACCAAGCUGCCGAAAAAGGAGCGGAAUUGAAAGAAGAAGCAUCAGAAAAAGUCGACCAAGCAAAAGGCAAAGCGAAUGAAUUAGCUGCCGAUGCAAAGAAGAAAGGCGAAGAAGUCAAACAUGAUGUUCAGCAGAAAGCAGAUGAACUUAAAGCAAAAGGUGAUGUGCACACGUCAACGACAGGUACGGCUCAUACUACUUCAGCGUCACAUGAUGCUAACGCACCUCAUGGAAAUACAGGUGCAGCAAAAAUCGAAGUCAAAACCACAGGCACAAACAAGCAACCACUUGUUUAA